AUGGGAUUGCUUAGAGAAAAUUUAGUUGAGGACAUAGUUGAUGGUACACAGCUUGAGAGGAGUCAAACUAGAGCUGUACCAAGAAGGCCAAAGCAGAGUGCUAGAAGGGGUGGUGUUGUUUGUCGAGUAUCCACUAGUGCUAAUAGCAGUGGUAGUGGAUCUACUGGAAGUGCUAAUGCUAAUGCUAUUGCAUCUAGUAGAGGUAAAGCUAGUGCUAAUGCUAAUGUUGUAGUCUUCAGUGGAAAAGCUACAAGUACAGGUUUAGCCACCACUAAGGGUUGGAAGAAGACUUCUGAUGUGCAACGGGCAAGUAGUAGUAGAUUGAGAUCAACUCCUAAUGAUUUGAAAGCAGUUAGCCAAAGUGUUGCACAAUCAGAGGAACCUGUGCAUAGUUCAGGUCCAUCCUCAGGUCCAUCCAGUAGUAAUGAAGAUUGGAGAAACCAAAGUGGUGAUGAUGAUAAGCCAAGUGAUGAUGAAACUGAAAUGGAUAACAGUGAAGGUGAUGCAGUUGAUCUUGAAAACAAGAGUGAUAGAAAUACUGAGAAGAGUUUUGAUAAUAUAUUUCCCAGUGAAUUUGAAGAUGCUGUUUCUAAUGAUUCUAGGAGAGUAACUUUGGAAAAAGGACAAAUUUUUAAAGAUGUGUAUCACUUCAGGUCUGUCCUACAGGACUUUGUGAUUCAAGAGGAAUUUGAGAGGUUGUUUGUGAAAAAUGAAAGCUAUAAAGUCAGUGCUGUAUAUAAAGCAAUUGGAUGUACUUGGAGAGUGUAUGCUUCCCAUGUUUCAAUGACCAACACUGCUGACAAGACUUUUAUGAUAAAGUCUUAUAUUCCAACACAUACAUGCAUCAGGAGAACAAAACACAAGAGUGUUACAUCAAAAUGGAUAGCAGAAAAAUUUGCAAAUCAGGUUAAGACUGAUCCAAACAUAAAUGUGAAGGCAAUGAAGGCAGUUUUGGGUUCAACAGGAAUUCAAGUCUCUUAUAUGAAGAUGUACAGGACACGCAACAUUGCUGUAGAAAUUAAUCAAGGUAACUUUGCACAGUCAUAUGCACUGUUACCUGAGUAUGCUGAUUUGGUCUUAAAGAACAUGCCUGGUAGUAUAGUCAGGCUACAUUAUAAUGAUAAGCAAGACAUGUCACAACCUCCAGUGUUUAAAAGGUUGUUUGUAUCAUUUCAUGCAUGCACUGAAGGUUUCAAGAAGGGAUGCAGACCAUUCAUUGGUAUUGAUGGAUGUUAUCUCAAGGGAAAGUAUGACGGUGUACUACUGUCAGCCAUAUCUGUUGAUGGGAAUAAUGCCUUGUUUUCCAUUGCAUUUGGAAUAGUAGAAGUAGAAUGCAAAGACAGUUGGCUCUUUUUCCUUGAAUGGUUACAUGAGGGACUUGGAGAUGCUAGUCAUGAUCAAUCUCUGACUUUCAUGUCAGACAAACAGAAGGGACUAUCUGAUGCAAUUGGUAUGAUCUUCCCAUAUGCUCAACAGAGAUGUUGCAGCAGACAUCUAUAUCAAAAUUUCAAAAAACUUUUUCCUGGUCCAGUUUUGAAGCAGUAUUUUUUGUCAGCAUCAAGAGCCUAUACUGCCAUCCAGUUUGAAAGAGAGAUGAAGUUGAUUAGAGAGCUUAACAAUGAAGCCUAUCAGUGGUUGAUUAAGAAUCCCUUAAGCAUGUGGGCAAGGCAUGCAUUUGAUGAUAGAGCAAAGAGUGACCCUGUCACUAAUAACUUGUCUGAAUCUUUCAACCAAUGGAUAGCAGACUUAAGGCACAUGCCUAUUCUUACCUUAGUUGACUAA
Molecule: messenger RNA, 1782 nt
Organism: Telopea speciosissima
Lineage: Eukaryota; Viridiplantae; Streptophyta; Magnoliopsida; Proteales; Proteaceae
Exons: 2
Coding region: 1-1782 (593 amino acids)
Source: RefSeq, a predicted model, not a curated record